UCCCCUCUCCCGCGCCGUACGGCCGGGCGCUCCGGCUCCAUCCGCUGGCAACUUUGUAGCGCGGGGCGCGGGCGGCGCCGCCGCGGCUCUGCCCUGACCCGGGGGGCGAGGGCCGACCCCUCUCGGCCCGCCGGGCUCACCCCACCAUGGCCGGCAUCGGCAUCGACCACUCCAAGCUGCCCGGAGUCAAAGAAGUGUGUCGAGACUUCGCUGUUCUGGAAGAUCAUACCUUGGCCUAUAACUUACAGGAGCAAGAAAUUGAGCAUCACUUGGCAACAAAUGUUCAGCGUAAUCGUCUGGUGCAACAUGACUUGCGGGUGGCCAAGCAACUGCAAGAAGAGGAUCUGAAAGCAUGUGCUCAAAUCCAGAAACACCGAAAAGACUUAGAACGACAGGACUGCGAGAUCGCUCAGGAAAUCCAAGUGAAACUGGUGUUUGAAGCGGAGCAGCGCCGCAGGCAAGAGGAAAAUGAUGAGGACAUUGCCCGUCUCCUACAACAGAAAGAACUGCAGGAGGAAAAAAAGCGCAAGAAACAGUACCCAGAAUCCCAGGGACACACAGCCCCUGAAGAUAGCUAUUAUACAGAAAAUGAAGAGCACCCCUGGGGUGACCCCCGAGAGCAGGUUUCUGAGCCUGGCAGGGCACGUGGUGGUGACAGGCACAGGCACCGGCACAGAGAGCACCGAGAAACACCCUCGCCUUUGUCCGAUCCUGCCUCCGAACAUGGACAUUCCGCCUUGAAAGAUCAUCAGAGGUCUUCUCAGCUGAGUGAGGCCAGCAAUGGACAUCAUAAGGAGUGCAAAUCGGCUAGCCAGGGAAGGUCCAGGAGACAUCCCAGCCUUGACCUGGAAAGAGGGGCUGAGCGUGGUGCCCACAACCACAGCAACAGCGGGGAGCUGCAGGAGAGGAGAGCAGCUGGCAGGGAGAAGGCUUGGAGACCUCUCAGUCUUGACCUGGAGUCAGAGCAUGAACUCCCAGACCAGAUGUGGCACAGCAGAAAGCCAAGAAGGCAAGACAGAGACAAACACCUUCCUCUUAUGGAGAUGGAGCUGGAGGCUGAGCAGGAGACCUGGCGUCGCAGCGGCAGCCAGCUUGCACGCCCUGAAAAACACAAAUCUCGGCAUCAGGGCCACUCGUCACACAGGGUGGGGCAAGAUGAGAAGCUCCGUGAUGCUGCAUCUAGAGAUGAUUGUAGGAGGGGUGAGGAGAGAGACUGCAAAAGGGCAGGACACAGAUGUUCCCCCUCCCCACACACAGUGACCCAAGGGAAGGCUGGAAGCUGCCAGCGAGACACAGGCACUAAAUUGAGGGGGAUGAAGCAACCCAUGUAUGAUACACCCCGAACAGAACAGGAGUUGUCUGAUGCAGAGAUUGCUCGGAAGCUGCAGGAGGAAGAGCUCGUGGAUAACGAGGCAGAUCAGAAGGCAGCUCAAGUAGCCCAAGAUGAGGAAAUUGCCCGGCUCUUGAUGGCUGAGGAGAAAAAGGCUCUCAGGAAAGAGAAGGAAAGAGAAAAGUCUUCCUUUGAAAGGAGGAGGCAUGAUCAAGACUGGAAGUAUGAUGCAAGUGAGUCCACGCGCUCAAGGUCGAGAGAAGGGCCUGAAACUCAGCGACACAGAGGCGACAGAUCUUCAAGGUCACAGCCUCUCCUCGAUGACUUUGAACACUCUCGGUAUUACACAAGCCAGCCCAGCCCCUUGCGCCAUACCCCUAGACUUGAGCACUCUCCUAGAGGUUCCCAUAGGAAGCAGUAAACUGUGCUAGCCUUUGCUUUGGUACUGACUCUUCUGUAGCAAACAUUACUGGAAUUGCCAAGCAACUUUCUUGAUUCCUUACCCAAUGGGGGAGGUACAGCCUCCGCUUCCAGGAUCUCCUCUUUAAGUGUCAUCAUGUUAAUAAGGAACAUGUGUUCCUAUCAGUUUCUUACUCGUAUGUGAUCACUUAAGCAGUGCAGUAUAAUCUAGCCACCACUGAGCUGUGUGAAUCAACUAGCUGUUUUAACAGCUCCCUCUUAUGUUGUUUUGAGGCUUUACUUUUAUUUUUAAGCUUUGGCUGGAGCUUUCACACGUACAACAGAGAGGAAAAUCCAAGAAAUUAUUUGGGUUACGGCAAUGCAGUGGAACAUCAGAAGUACAAGUCCUUUCUGUAUUAGGAUGACUUAGCAAAGGGAGUUAUAAGAGGAAAUGUGUAUCUUCCUGUGCUGGGUAAGGCAGAUGAGCCAACAUGACAGCAUCAUGCCAGCUUGCAGAAAGGAGGGAGUGUCUUCAUAACAUACACCAGCAAAAGCGAGAAGGAACCUGCGUCUAGUAGGGAAGAAAUUGCCUAUAGAACAAAAUUUGUUAACUGCUGUAUUUUUUUUCUAGGGUUUCUAGAAAUUUGUGUAGCUUGUAUAACAAGGUAUUUACCUCCAGGAUACAGGAGUUAUGAGGUAUGAGGAAAUACCAUUUCAACUGAAAAUAGACAUUGUGUGCAUGACCUUCAAGACGUGUUAGGGAGUUGAUGAAGCUGUGAGUUGGGAAGAAUCACAUGAAGAGAGUUAAAGGUAUGAAGGGACCUCUGGUCACCUUCUUUGAGCUUUGGUGUGGUAGGAGCCAAGGAAUUUUACUGAAGCCAAGUAGGAACUACUGCAACUCCUAGCUCAGCUGCUGAUGCACUGCAGUACAGUAACUUGUGUCUUGGAAACACAGGACUGAAGGUGGGCCACAUGGGCACUGAGUACUGAAUCUAAAAUAGACAGUUACAGGCAACUUUGAGCUAGGCAGAGUGCUGAACAGUCCAGACGUCUGUGCUGUGGACUGUUAGGACGCCCCACUCCACUGUCCAGCACCUCGGGCAGACUCCGAUCAGGAUAAUACUAUUUCUAAGGCAGAGCAGGGUCUGCAAGAAUAAUUUAACUGUGCAGAUUUGCCCAUGCAGUGAUUUUUACUUUUGAUGGCUUGUUUUCCCUCCACUCCUGGAAAAUCAUUCUUCUCUUGCACAAACAAGUAGCCUUUUCCCUUGGCCUCUUCUCACUUCAAUUCUCUUGUCUUUUUAAUAUUUUUUUUCUUUUUCAAGUGCAAUUUUAAACUGCAAAACCAAGCGUCUGGACACUGGCUUGGAGUCUGUUCAUCCAGUACAGGCUAGUUAUUCAUUUGGCAGGUUAGUUCACAGCAGCAAAGCCUGACUGUGUUGCUCCUGCAGCCCGGCUUCCUUAUUGCGUAGUGCUGAGCCUGUCUUGCAUGCUCUUCCUCUUCUGCUGGCAGCUGCAAUUCUGCUUUCUCUUUUUCUGAGGAGGAAGGCAGAGCCAUGACUGCUCACCCUGAUCACCCAUCUGCCUGGGAAAGGAGUCGGGCAGCUUUGUAGAGCUCUGUGUGGAGCACCGAUAGGAAAUGGGAAGAGAUCAUGGCUCUCUGCUCUUGCACUAGUGCACAACUCAAGGCAGCUGUAAGGCUUCACCCUUGGCUGUUGUACUUGAUCAGAAUAGUUACUGAGGGAAAUCACUAGGAAGACAAGGCAGCUCCUUCUUCACUUAAGUUGCAGGGGCGUGUUUAAUACCACAGCAUGAGCUCUUGCCUUGACCAACAACCCAAGAAACCCGUCUCCUACCCCUACAGACAUGUUGGCAGCAGUUCAUUACCUGUCAAGAGCCAGUUAACUCGCAGUAGACCUCUGCUCCAGGCAUACACUAGCCAAAAAUGUUGUAACAUAGGAAUUUGUUCAUCGGCAGCAUCCUGUAAGCUGCAUACACUUGGUUGCAGACCAUGGGCUUGCUCACCUGCAUGAACCCCUAAGUGAUUUGCAAGCUGUUGCUUGCUUCCUGCUUCUUCUCAGGAAAUAUCCCAGCCAGUGGCUAGAUUUUACUGUCCUUGCCUUGUUCCCUCUUCUAGUUCCAUCUCUGUCCAUUCAGAAGUGUUAAUGUUGUUUUAAAUGAUCCAGAAAAGGAACAACAUAGACCAUGGGGUUUUUUUUUCUUUUUAUUUGAUAACUUGGGCCAAUGUGGCAACCUUAUCUGCAAGGAUUUUUAUUUUGUAAAAAUUUAUUUUUGUAUUUCAUGUAACAGUCAAAAUUUCUACUGCUGAAGAUGCCAUUUUUUUUCCUGUGGGUUUUUCCCCUCCAUUGCCAUCAGAGUAUUUAUUGUUGGGAAGUGUAUACUUAGUGGGGUUUUAUGAACUGAUAUUUUCUACAAAUACCCCAGUCCAGGCCCUGCUGCUUAUAUCAUCUGGUGCACUUGGGAAAUCUAGAUGGGGAAAAAUCCUGCCAAAUCAGAAAGUGGUUAUGCUUUGUACUCACAGUGCAUGGGGAAAACAGUGACCCUUUGCACAAGGCAAGGGGGAAUCUCCACCCAGAAAUUCAGCUCUGCCUGGGCCUCUGCAGCUGGCUGUGAUGGGCUUUGUUGCACUGCAGUUGGCUGUUGUAACUUGUGUCUUAUUCUAAUCAGAAAAGUCCUGAGGGUCCUGAGCCAGCUGACAUUUGAAGAACCCGUUAAUUCAGGAGGGAUGCUUGGGGGUAUCCAAGUUGUUGACUUCAGUGGGAGUGAGUGGAAAUUACAUGAGCAGAAACUGGUUGAUUUUGUUUGGAAGCUGUGUGCAGUCUGAAGAACACCUCAGUGCCUACUGUGGGGCUGCAGGAUCUCUUUAAUGCCCACUUUGGGCCAGCCAAGCUCUCCAUUCAUGGCACCAAGAGCCCAAGGAAGGGAUCCCAGGAGCAUCUGCUGCUUCCUUGGAUGCCUUCAGGGAGUGUUGAUUGCUUUAUGGGCUGCUUUGCCCUCUAUCCUCCCUUAGUGCUUACCUUUUUAUUCUUAUUCCCUGCCUUUAUUAAUUUGCUGUCCCUUCCAGGUGUUUCUUCUCCUGUUUUAUUUUUCUGUAGCCCUUGUCAAAAGCAGGGCCCAGAGGUUUUGUUAGAAGGGCUGACACCUGUCUCCAGAGAGAGGGAAAUGCUACAAAUAGUAGCUGAGGAAAGCACGUAAUAAAUGGGGUAUAAACAGAACAAUAGUUCUUCUGAUAUCCCAUGUGGGCUUCAUGCAGUCAACAGGUUAGACUUGCUGAGGUGAAGGUUGUAACCAGACUUGCAUGUUUGCUAACCACUUUUGGAAGGAGAUUCCACGGUCCCAUUGAAGUCAACAAGAGUUAAGAUCAUAGAUGAACAAGGAGCCAGUUCAUCUUGAGGCCCAGCAGCCACAGUUCUUCAGAGAGUCAAAAAGAUGCAGCUGUGUAGGCGAGAUGCAAAAUCAGCACCUUGCAUGUGUGUCCCUGGGAAGAGGCACAAUGAAGGUGAUCUCUUAAAAAGAAACCAUCAGAGCAAUAUUUCCUUUCUAUGACAUGGAAAAAUGCUUAAGUAACUUUAUUUUUUUUCCUUGUCUUCUCUUGCCAAGUAGUAGCUUUGCAUAUGGUUUUGCUCCCGAUUUAAUAGCAUGUUGGAGCCCUUGCUGGGUCACCUGCCCAGGUCAUUCAGGUCUUGCAUCCCUUUCUGCCUCUGCAUUAACAAGGCAACAGGCACUAUGUGGAAAACUCAUCACCAUGAAAUCCUGGCACUUCCAAAUCUCCACAGUAGGCACAUCUCACCAGCAAGAGCUCUUGCCACGUCCUCACCUCCGUCCGAAGCACAAUGAUCUGCAGAAGAGAGGUCGGGUGAGCUGGAGUGGUUGUGCCUUACGUGCAGGGAUACUUGAUGUCUGCAGCAGGCUGAUCCGAGUCACCUUGCUAUGAAACACUGGCUUAACGUGGACUGUAGAGCUUCCUGCAGCAAGAAGCAGUUGUCAUCUCACGGGUAGAUCCAACAGGUUAAUCUCAUAUUUUUUUUAAAGAAUUUAAUGGUUUUUAACUUAGUGAGAUGUGAAAAUAUCAGCUGUUAGGGGAUAGGUGAAGUCUCAUUGAAUUUCUCCUCUUGGGGAGGAAGAAGUUACAAAUGCUGCAGUCUGCUUCACUCUGUAAAAGGGAUCUUGUAUGUACAGUAUUUUUAUAUCUCUGCAUUCCCACCUGUCAGGAUUUGAAUUGGGAUUAAUAACAUUUACUUAGGGGAAAAAAAUGGAUUUUUAUUUUUACAGUGCUAGACCUUUGUGCAUUUUUAUUUUGUGCCAAAUUACAGCCUCUGUUACAUUCUAGUGUUUUCAUUCCGUUUAUUGCUAUUGAUCAAUGUGUAUAUUAUAUAUAUUUUUAUUAUCGAGGUUUUUAUUUUAAUUCAUACUAACCUGUAUGCAAACUAACUGUGGAUUACUAAUUUAUAUAUAAAGGGGAGCACUUGGAGACAGUGUGAGGAUUCCCCUACUUAGUUUACACUCUUUGUCAUCCAUCACAGCCAGUCCGUGAAACUCAUCGCCUCUUACACAGAAUGAUCUCCUGGGUGUCUGUCACCAUGAGCAGACUUCUGCUGUCCCUCCAGGCAGCACUGGCACUGCAGGGCAUAAACCUGCAGAGAUCCCAGUUUGCUGUACUCUAAAACACAUGCCGCAGUGCAAUUACUGCUGUGGGCUGUGCUGCACACAAGUGCCGUGUGGCCUGCAAUGCCCAGGACAGGCUGCAGGACACAGGUUUUGUGUUGAGAAGCCACAGUUUGGGCUCUUCCAGGAGAGUCCUAGAUAGGACAGUGGCACAUACAAAUGGGUAUUUUUCUACUUCACGGUAAACAAGUUCCACUGUAUCAGUGUUCACUCUUAAGUAGACUCCACAGUGUGUCUCCAGCUGCAUCUGUGCACUGCAAUAUCAUUAACUGCCUCGGAGAAAUAACUGCAGUUGUGUCAUUUAGCUCUUCAGGGUAAGCUUUCAGCCUGUUGAAUCUAAAUAUUAGCCAUGCAAUGAGAUGGAUUAGUCAAAAGGCUUAAAUUCUUCAGAGCUGCAAGUGUACCCUGCAUUGCAACAGCUAAUCCUUAAGUAUAAAUCGCGCACUGACAAUAAUCCGUCUAUGCAAGCCUAUAUUUUUUCUUCUUUUUUGACUGUUCGCUCUCUAAUUUUACCAGGUUUGUUAUAGAACUUCUGAAUGACAUUUAACCAAAGUAUCAUGUCUGUGUGUGUAUAGCAUGUUUUGCUUCAUACUUCUGAAUUCUCAUUGAAUGUAAAGGGAACAUUGCCUUGCCCCGUUUUGUUCAAUAAACCGCUGUAUUUUGUUACCCACCACAUCCUUCUCUCUCUCUCUCUCUGUGCUUUUCUGGAAACACUGAAGUGGGUUAUACAAGUGCAGGAGGAAACAACACUUUGUUACACCCUUGGGCCCUGGAGCUCAUCUGCUUCUACCAAUAAUUAUGUUCUUCCAAUGUAAUAGAUGUAGCAAAACAACAAAUUUAUGUUAAAUUUGAUUAUUUUUGGCCAGAGAGAUGGAAAAAAAAAGCUAUGUAAUAUCUUAGAAGCGAUCUGGACUGUUUCAUUUCCUGAGGCUCUGAUACUGAAAAAUAAAGCAGUGUAAUUAUUUGCAA
This is a messenger RNA of Columba livia (rock pigeon), 7381 nucleotides long. It is a transcript of the gene CCDC50, whose product is annotated as coiled-coil domain containing 50. Gene Ontology annotation, cellular component: cytoplasm. The transcript has 12 exons. The record is from RefSeq and is a predicted model, not a curated record. Gene Ontology annotation, molecular function: ubiquitin protein ligase binding. Bases 147 to 1751 code for a protein of 534 amino acids. NCBI's taxonomy places the organism in Eukaryota, Metazoa, Chordata, Aves, Columbiformes, Columbidae.